AGGUUAUAGCGUCGGUUAAAAGAUUCGGGCAGAUCGCGUAACAUAUCUCCCCACAACCCUAACUCAUAUUCGAGGAACCUCUGCUGAUCCGGUCGGCCCUUCGACGAAACAUGGCGAAAAAGGACGAGUCGACGGUGAUGGAGCUCGACGGCGACAAGUCGGCUGCUGCGGAGCAGAUCAUUACCAAGUUUCCCAUCAACGUGUUGCAGCUCGUGAAAUCCGCUCAGAUGCAGCACGGCUUGAGGCAUAGAGAUUACACUCGCUAUAGGAGAUAUUGUACUGCACGAUUGAGAAGGCUGUAUAAGUCAUUGAAGUUUACACAUGGUCGUGGUAAAUACAGCCGGAAGACUAUAACAGAGUCGACUAUCACUGACGUGAGGUUUCUCCAUAUUGUUCUCUAUAUGGCUGAGCGAGCUUGGAGCCAUGCCAUGGAGAAAAAACAGUUACCUGAUGGACCAAAUUCUCGCCAACGCAUUCACUUGCUAGGUAGAUUAAGGAAAGCAGUUAAAUGGGCAACACUUUUUGCACAACUCUGUGCUGCCAAAGGAGAUUCUAGAACUUCUCUUGAAGCAGAGGCAUAUGCUUCUUAUAUGAAAGGGUCUCUAUUGUUUGAACAAGAUCAAAAUUGGCAAAGUGCAUUAAUGAAUUUCAAGAAUGCAAGGGCUGUCUAUGAAGAGCUUGGAAAAUAUGGGAACAUAGAAAAUCAAGUUUUAUGCCGUGAACGUGUUGAAGAACUAGAACCAAGCAUCAGGUAUUGUUUGCACAAGGUAGGUGAAUCAAACUUGCAAACUUCAGAGCUUAUGGACAUCGGAGAACUGGAAGGACCCGCCUUAGAUCUCUUCAAAUCUAAGUUAGAGGCUGUUAUGGCUGAGGCAAGAUCGCAACAAGCAGCAUCAAUGACAGAAUUCUACUGGCUUGGACAUAGGUUCCCUGUCAAUAAUGCUAAGACUCGUGUCUCCAUUUUGAAAGCUCAGGAGCUAGAGAAAGAUCUACAUGGUUCGGCAUCAGAUUCGCUUCCAGCUGAGAAGAAGCUUGCCAUGUUUGACAAAAUUUUUUCUGCAUAUCAUGAUGCUAGAAGCUGCAUUCGUAAUGACUUGGCUACUGCAGGCAACGCUGAGAAUGUAAAAGAUGAUUUAAAUGGUCUGGAUAAAGCAGUAAGUGCUGUGCUGGGACAGCGUACAAUAGAGCGUAAUCAGUUGCUUGUUGCCAUUGCUAAAAGUAAAUUCACUAAACAACGUGAUGACAAGGGUGACAAAGUAACAAAACCUGAGGAACUUGUUCGCUUAUAUGAUCUUCUAAUACAGAAUACCUCAGAUUUAUCUGAUUUAGUCAGUUCUGGAAGGGACAGGAACCCAGAAGAAGUCGCACUUGUGGAGGAAUGUGUGAUUAAGGGUACAGUGUUUCGAGCUGAGCGGUGUUUUUAUUUAGCCAAAUCCUACAGUUCAGCUGGUAAAAGGGCUGAAGCGUACUUGUUGUUUUGCCAUGCACGUUCUCUUGGGGAUACUGCCCUAGAGAAGCUUCAAAUGACAAGUAAUCCUGAUCAGACUUUAAUUAAAGAUCUGAAGGUCCUAUCUGACAACUGUAGAUCAAAUAGUUGUAUAGAACACGCAGCUGGCAUUAUGGAGGAAGAGAAGAUUCCAGAAAAGCUAUCGAAAGGUGUCUCAACCAUCUCAUUGACAGGGCAGGAGAAAAAGGAAGAUAAGGUUCUUCUUGAAAUGCUUGAUGUUUACGAGUCAGCGGUUGGAGAUCACAACUCCAAAGUUGUUCCACGCAUAGAGCGUUUUCCACCACCAUUCCAAGCAGUUCCAUGCAAUCCUAUUGUUCUAGAUAUUGCUUACAGCUCAAUUGAGUUCCCAUCGCUUGAAAACAGAAUGAAGAAAGACAAGAAAGGUAUAUUCAGCAGGUUAUGGCGUUAAGCUGUUCUCCUGCAGAUGGGUAAAGGACAUCACUCAGUUAAAUUUUCAUUGCUCCUGUUGUUUCCGAUCGUCUGGAGAAAGAAAAUUGCUACAUUUAAAAGUCUGCUUCCCUUCUCUUUUUUGUCCUUUGAGUUUUCGUGACAGAGGAUUGAUAUGGCACAGUUCCAUUUAGAAUCUAUCUUUUUUGCUACAAGUUCGAUAAUAAAGCUUUGCUUCCAGAUG
Musa acuminata subsp. malaccensis (wild Malaysian banana) is the source of this 2138-nucleotide messenger RNA. RefSeq lists its product as uncharacterized. Gene Ontology annotation, cellular component: signal recognition particle, endoplasmic reticulum targeting. Lineage: Eukaryota; Viridiplantae; Streptophyta; Magnoliopsida; Zingiberales; Musaceae. Gene Ontology annotation, biological process: SRP-dependent cotranslational protein targeting to membrane. The record is from RefSeq and is a predicted model, not a curated record. Gene Ontology annotation, molecular function: endoplasmic reticulum signal sequence receptor activity; 7S RNA binding; signal recognition particle binding.